AUGGAGAGAGCCGUGCUCGGAGGCUCCAGGCAAGGAGUUCGUCAGAGAACUGCCCAGCUGCAUGCUGUGCCUGAAGAAUCAGAGCUGGCCCUUCACCUUUACCGACAGUUUGCGUGGGGUCACCAAAGCUUGGCCCAAAUUAGGUUAACAGCCAGACUGGCCAAGGAGGAGCUGCAGCUUCGCGGGGCAGCUGUGCCGAGGCACCUUUCAGUGCUGGCAGAUCUCGGAGGUGCCACAGAUUUGACCCACAAUCUGUGGAGGGACUUGGAGCGACGAGUGCAGCAGCCCUUUCUUCGGGUCAGCUUCGAAGUGCUUCCUUUGAAGCCCGAGCCUGGAGCAGUUCCUUUCUUCAAACCGACUGAAACUUUUGAAGCCCUCCGAAGCAAAAGACCCGAAGCUUUCAGGGAGCUGGUGCUACCGUCAACUGAUAAACUAGCCAAGUUUUGGCGAGAUGUUGGACAGCACCCAGCUUUGCGUAUGCACCCAGUCAAGAAGGUCCCAAACUAUGAGACUCGGGCGGUCCCACUCGUUCUUCACGGAGAUGGAGUUCCCGUGACUUUGAUAGGUGCCUCUCAGAAAAGUUGUGCCUUCGUCAGCUGGCGAAGCCUGCUAUGUGAACGUGCUGCCUCAAGAUGUCAGCACCAACUCAUAUGUGCUGUCUGGACCGACAUGAUCAUCACAGGGCGAGGGGGGGGAUCCACCGUCGAGAGCCUUUGGGCUAUCGUUUGCGACUCUUUCGACAGGGCCCUGGACGAAGCAAGUACACAUAGCCGGCCUUUUCCACUUUUAGUGUUUGCCAGCGGAGACCUGGAGUGGUUUAGCUUGGCACAUGGUCUUCCCAGAUGGAAUUCGUUGAAUCCUUGUGGGUUGUGCCGAGUUGCACGACAGACAAUGUUCCACUACAAGCGGGUGCCCACCGUGCCAGCAGACACUUGGCAUGUGCCCAGAGAUGGUUGCCACGUUUUGCGCCGGAAGACUCUCUGCCCGGCCUCUGUGUUCCCCGACCUCAUGCACACGAAACACCUUGGCGUGGACCAGAGAAUCUGUGGGUCAGUCGUUUGGCUGCUGAUACACCAAGUCAUGGAAGGCGACGUCGAAGCCAAUCGCCGACAGCUGGUGACAGAGAUACAUGCCCACCGACAGCAGCCCAGCGACAGGCCAGUCAGGAGGCUUACAGCCGGGAUGUAUUUGGGCAAGACCAGCGAUGCCGACUGCCUGCAGUCCUACCCGUGCUUGCGAGCCAAAGCGGCCGAGACCAGAGCGACUUUGGCGGCCCUGAAGGACGUUUGGCGGGAACGUAUGGAUGCUGGGAACGAGCUUCAUGUCCUGACAAACAUCGUGCUGGAUCUCAGCAAUUUCAUCGACACAGAGGUUGCCGCGUCUCAGGAAUGGCAUCCCACUGUGGAGGAGAGUGCCCAGCUGCUCACAGCUGCUGUUACCCUCACUCAGUGUCUGACGAAGCUAACAAAAGACUACCUCCGGCAAGGGAGGCAUCUUUUUCAACUGACUUUCAAGUCUCACUGGCUCAUACACUGUAUGCAGUACUCGGAAUUCAUGAACCCGAAGUACUUGUGGACCUAUUCCGGCGAGGAUUACAUGUCCAGGUGUAAGACGUUGCUCAAGUCUUGCUUGAAUGGCAGGAAGCCGUUGUCGGCACUGCAGCGGUUUGGCAGACAGUACAGCAGAGCGAUCUGCGUAGAGCUGGACAAGGAGAGCCACCGACCCGUGUUUCUGUGA
Messenger RNA from Symbiodinium natans, 1737 nucleotides. The record is from the annotation of a GenBank genome assembly. NCBI's taxonomy places the organism in Eukaryota, Dinophyceae, Suessiales, Symbiodiniaceae.